AAGGAACCGGUUUUACCUCCUCUUGUCUGGCUUUGUUGUUCUCGCAUAUAGUCCCAAUUGUGCAGAAUUGUCAUUGUUAUUGCUGCAAGUCGUUCAUCUCAGACUAGCAAGCCCAAAGCACAUCGCACUUCGUCGAAGCGUCAAGGUACCCGCAUUGUUCUCUGGCCGCACCGAGCUCAAGUUCGAUGCCCUCGGACCAUGCCGCCGUAGGCUGUAACACGUGUACCAUGGCACCACCAGAUCCGCAUCGCUGGACUUACACAGACUAUGUAUGCUUUUUACGAAGUCACGGCUUCCACAACCUCGCGUGCCUGGACGACUAUCUUCGGUGGGGGGUGGAAGCAGCUCGAAAUCCAGCAGUUCCACGACCCCAACGAGCAACCACAAUCUUGUUGGAGUUUGGAACAUCAAGUUUUCGGACCUCAGAUUUGACCGACACCACGAAACUCAGGGUUUUGCUGAAAGAAUGGACGAAGAAGACCCCAUCCACGCCCACGUCCACCACACCGUCCAAUGUACAAGGACGCAUCGUCAUGGUCAACAACAUCAGCCCCGAAAUGGUCGAUACGCUCGGCGGCCUCCUCAACAUUGAACCGGCAUUCUUUGCCUCUCACCUUGCAGAUCAUGGAAUUGGAAGCACAGGGGAAGUCAACACGUCCUCACCAUUGGCCUCACAGAAUCAACGACAUCAAAAACAUUUCUUCACCAUCGAAUACCCAUGUGCCUUUGUUGCGCACAAUUGCGGCAAGGAUGUGGAUAUCGAUAAGCUCUACUGCAAGGGCAACUACCGGAGACGAGUGGAGGUGUGCUCGAAAUACGGCAAACACAAGGUCGCUCUUGCUCGAAGGAAGAUAUCAUUCUACAUGAAGAAAUCACUGGAACCGUGGCUAUGCGUCGUCCUCGUGGACCCGCCCAUGACACACUUCACCCUCGGUGCUGAGACGAGCUUCGGGGCGUACUCCCACACCCAACGCAUGGACAUAUCCGGAUACCAGGGUGGAUAUCUCGACUUUAUCGAGAUGCGCCGCCCGGGCAGCAAGGACUCUCACGACUUCCGCGCGUGUGGCUCUCGUCCCAUGUGCCCAAACCCGUUCGACGAUCUCUGUCGACAUUGGCACAUCAUGGCCCGGGACGGACUCCUCAACCCCUCCGACAGAAACAUGCUCAACCUGAUGCGGCCGGCCUUUCAGAUCGCCGCCAGCGAAUGCACAAACUUUUUCGAGUACAUCCGGUCGACGCUCGAAAGCCAGCCCAUCUCGACGGCGCUCGCGCUCGAGCCACAGAGGGCCAAGAGGAUCCUCGACAAGGUCAUCUCCCUGGACUCGAUGCUGAGCCGGUACAAACCCAUCCUCACCCGCAUCAAGUCCUUCGUCGGCGCCGACUCGGACCUCAACGACGACUACCGCGCUUUGCUGAUCGACCUACACCACUACCGCGCCGAGUGCGACAGCCAAAUGCAGCACAUCCUCGCGGUCUCACAGGUGCAGGAUACGACGUCCCUGGCGUCCAUCGAGUUCGAAUCCACCAGGCAAGCCGACUACUCGCGGUACUUGACCAUCAUCGCCCUGAUAUACGUGCCCUUUGCCUUGGCGUGCGCCAUCUUCAGCCUGCCCCACGACUUUGCGCCGGCCGCGCACUACCUGUACGGCUUCCUGCCCGCCACGGCGGGCGUGGCCGUCGUGUUCAUCCUUCUCGUCUUGCCGGAGGCGCGAGAUCCGCUUCCGAUCAUCAAGGCCUCCCUGUGCGGAGGCCUGACCAAGAAGAGAUUGCUCGCGAAGCCGGGUGGUAACAAGGGCACGACCCCGUCAUCACAGAGCGAAAAGUACGUCGAGGAGGUAUGACAUUUGGAUGGGAUGGGAGCCGUGUGUCACCGAUCGGCGUCUAGGGCGUCUCGAGAACACUUUCCCUCUUGUUUUCGUUUUCGCUUUUCGUGAAGUUAUUUGACAAUCAAGAACCAGUCAGACUUAUCCCAUCUUCUUGUCUCUCGCCAGUUGCGUCAUGACACUUUUGAUGGUGGGAACACCCUAGGGUACUUUCAUAUUCAGAGUUGGCACAUCCUGACUCUUGAGGAGUCAAUACGGACACGAUGCUAUGAUUUUGGGCAAGAGGGGAGGGCUUUUCCGUGCAUACCCUCAUGGAUGGAUGGAUCCGGUGGUUGGCUGGCUACUUUUUUCACCUUUUUGCAAAUGCGCCCACGAACCAUGAAACCUGGUGGGAUGAAUGAACAAUCCAUUUUUGGGGUAUGCGUUACAGCUACGGCCCAUGAUGCAAGGCAUGCGAGGUCCUCAUGAAAUGGAACAAAGUCCUCGCAUAGAUAUACGAAAUAAAUACCAAGCAA
Messenger RNA from Exophiala oligosperma, 2338 nucleotides. RefSeq lists its product as uncharacterized. The transcript has 2 exons. Lineage: Eukaryota; Fungi; Ascomycota; Eurotiomycetes; Chaetothyriales; Herpotrichiellaceae. The record is from RefSeq and is a predicted model, not a curated record. The coding region runs from base 186 to 1841 and encodes 551 amino acids.